AUGACAAAGCUUUCAGCAAAGGCGCGAGCACGGCUGGCCACACUGGCCAUCAGCCUAUCCUUCUGGCUGGGAGGUGUGAGCCUUGUGGCCAUCAAAUGUAUUGCCUACUUUAUGUCCGGAAGCGAGUUGAUCAAAGCCUCGGUGUUUGAAUCCCUUGGCGAUGUCAUGAGCAGCGCCAUCUUGGCCGUGACACAGAUGAAAGUCCGGGAUCAGAGUGACAUGCACCUGUACCCCACGGGGAAGAAGCGCUUCACGCCUCUUGGCAUCCUCUUCUUCUCGGCCUUCGCAGUGUCCACCAUGAUCAGCCUCAUCAUCGAGAACGUCGAGAAGCUCUUCGGGACUUCGGAGGAGGAGGAGCGAAGAGAAUUGUUGACACGCCUCUUCGACGAACAGCCCAGGCUGCGCCAGCACCUGGCAUCCUCACAGUUGGAGGAGAUGAUCGAGAGCUAUGUGGAGGAGGAGGCCGCUGCUGAAGCCGCGCCCCACUCACUGGUCGUACUCCUCUUUAUCUGCAUUGUCAUCAAGGCCUUCCUCCUGAUGUUCUGCCUCUACGUUGCGAGGCAGGCAGAUUCGGAGAUCGCGCGGACGGUAUCCUUGGACCACCGAAACGAUAUCCUGGGGAAUGGGCUGGUUCUCCUGAUCGUGGCCGGAAGUGGCUGGUGCAGAAGUACCGGACGGGGUGGUGACUGGCUUGACAAGGUGGACCCAGCCUCAUCGAUGCUCUUGGCCCUCUACGUCCUCAUCUGCUGGCUGCAGACAGCCGCGGAGCAGCUUAGGGUCCUUUCGGAUAAGAGAGCGGAGGACGAGCACACGGAGGCCAUCGUCAAGUUCACACAGGAGCGGCUGGCAAACACCGGCUUCUCCUUAACAAAGGCAUCCACCUUUCAUGUUGGAGAAGGUUAUGCCGUCAUUCUGGACCUGACGGCGCAGGAGAGCGUGACGAUGUCGGCAACGGAGAUUGCGGUCUUCUUGGAGGGCCUCGAGCAAGCCGUCCACAACGCAGACCUGGAGGCCAUGGAAGUCCACGCCAAGCUGCGAACGCUCGACAAGUCCAACAGUUCUGACAACAUGGCCUGGGUGAAUGAGUACAGAUGA
Messenger RNA from Symbiodinium natans, 1095 nucleotides. Lineage: Eukaryota; Dinophyceae; Suessiales; Symbiodiniaceae. The record is from the annotation of a GenBank genome assembly.